UAGCCGAUGGUCUCCCCGCCUCUAACUCCUCCUUCCCUCUCUUCUCCACAAAUGACCAAACCACCGUUUUCCAGCUCCAAAAAUUUCUCAUCCUCCUCUCAAACCCUAAUCUUACAACAAUUCCCAUUCUGUCCCUCUCUGUUUCCUAAUCUCCCGAAUGUACCACAAGCCCUGCUGCUCCAACGUACACAAUCUUCAAGUUUACAUGAUUGAUCCGAACAAUUUGGUAUUCAUUUCAUAUGAAUUUGGACUUUUGGGUUCCAAUCUUUGGAUCUGAGAAGCAAUUGGGGGAGCUUUAAUUGCGGUGAGGAUGUCGAAUAUGUAUGGUGAUUAUAACCAGAAGAUUGAUUAUGUGUUCAAAGUGGUGUUGAUCGGAGACUCGGCGGUUGGGAAAACACAGCUCCUCGCACGAUUUGCAAGAAAUGAAUUCAGUUUAGACUCCAAAGCCACAAUCGGAGUCGAAUUUCAGACGAAAACACUUGUUCUUGAUAACAAGACCGUUAAGGCGCAGAUUUGGGAUACUGCUGGCCAAGAAAGGUAUAGAGCAGUCACGAGUGCAUACUACCGAGGUGCAGUCGGAGCAAUGUUGGUGUAUGACAUGACCAAGCGUCAAUCUUUUGACCACAUGGCUAGGUGGUUGGAGGAAUUAAGGGGGCAUGCUGAUAAGAACAUUGUUAUAAUGCUCAUUGGCAACAAAUGUGACUUGGGAAGUCUUCGAGCAGUGCCAACUGAAGAUGCUCAGGAGUUCGCUCAAAGAGAGAACCUAUUCUUUAUGGAGACAUCUGCUCUUCAGGCUACCAAUGUUGAAACAGCAUUUUUAAUGAUUUUAAGGGAGAUAUACCGAAUAAUGAGCAAGAAGACCCUCGCUGCUAAUGAGGCAGAUGGUGGGGAUUCAGGGCUCCUUAAGGGGACUGCAAUUACUGUUCCUAGUCCAGAACCGGCUGGUGCCCAGAAGGGUGGCUGCUGCUUUGCCUCUUCCUAAUUUCAUUAAACUCCACUUUUUAUUUUCAUAUUUUUGGAGCAACUAUUCUGGCUGGAUUGAUUUGAAGAACGCGUAUAUACCUCGUAAACAAAGAAAAUAGUGGAUGAGGAAGGGAAAUGAAUCAGUAAACCAGAUGUCUAAUGUUAUGGAAGGGAUCGAUGGUUGGGAACAGAAAGAAUUGAUACACCUAGAAGCCUAAUUUCUGGAAACCGGCCUCCAAUAAUAUAUGGAAUAGGAAGCUGUUCUUUACCUAGAAUAUAAUUGUUCGUUAUUUAGAAUAUAAGAUUUUUUGUACAAAGUUUCUCAGGAUUCAUAUUGGAUUUCAGACACCAAAAAAAAAAAAAAGGAUUCAU
Molecule: messenger RNA, 1335 nt
Organism: Rosa chinensis
Lineage: Eukaryota; Viridiplantae; Streptophyta; Magnoliopsida; Rosales; Rosaceae
Product: ras-related protein RABA4d
Exons: 2
Coding region: 311-982 (223 amino acids)
Cellular component (GO): endosome
Molecular function (GO): GTP binding; GTPase activity
Source: RefSeq, a predicted model, not a curated record